Molecule: messenger RNA, 2187 nt
Organism: Eimeria necatrix
Lineage: Eukaryota; Apicomplexa; Conoidasida; Eucoccidiorida; Eimeriidae
Exons: 6
Coding region: 1-2187 (728 amino acids)
Source: RefSeq, a predicted model, not a curated record
AUGGCCUCUUUGAUUGCAGCAGCACUGGCGCUGAGGGCCGCUGCGGGCCGCACUGGUACUGGACCUCUUGCAGCAGCACACGGGCACUCCUCAGCGCAGCAGACAGAGAAGCAGCUGCCGCAGCAGCAGCAGCAGCCGCAACCACGGAAGCCACGGCUCCAACGCGGCGAACAAGAGCAAGAGGGACAGAGGAAAAGGAAACAGCAACGGCUCAAUCAGCAGCAACAAGAAAAAUCACAGCGGCAAGGCCAGCUGCAGAAGGAGCAACAUCAACAAGGGCACCAGCAGCAACAACGUCACCAACAAAAGCAGCGGCAGGAACAGAAGUACCAACAGAAGCAGCAGCAUCCGCAACAGCAGUCACUCCAGCAGGAGGCAGUCAAUGCCGCUGCAGCACACGGAUUGAAACGUUCCGCAGAUUACAGCGACUGUGGAAAGCGGAAAAAACGCAAAGGACGAGGGGCGCCAAGGGCUGAAGCUGCUGUUUCCGGCACCCCAGCUGAUGUGGAGCAUGCACAGAAUGUGCAUGCAGUAGCGAGAGUGCAGCAACAGCAGCGGAAUGGCCACAUAGAUCGUGACCAGCUCCAGGUUGCAGAGGAGCAACCCCUGGCGCAACAGCGUAUUCCGCCGCUGGAUCAACUGGCGCCACCGCGGCAGCAAGGACCAUCACCAUCUCCCCAACAGCAGCAUAAGCCUGAGCUUGUGCAACAUAAGCAACUUAUACACCUGACGUCACUGCAGGCAGAGUCACAGGAGCAGCAGCAAGUAGUGAAGCAGCAAUGCCUGCAGCAAGUGCUGCCACCGCACAAAUUUCAAGCUGAAGGGCAGCAACUAAAGCAGCAGCAGGAGCAUGGACACAAUGAUACGCUUCGACAGGCACAGGGCAGUGCACAGCGUCCAAUUCCUAGGACCUUAGACCCCUCACGGGGACUGUGUAUCGACCAUCAGCAGCAGGUACAACAACAGCGAGAGCUACAACAGCAAGGACAGCAACAGAAGCAACAGCGGAUAGAGCAGCAACAAGAUUUCCAAGCGCAGCUGUGUAAUCGUGGUCUCUUCACCCCGCAGCAAACGGAAUCAUUGCAGCAGGGUUUGCUGUUAUUCCAGCAGGAAGCAGCAGCAGCACCUACGCCAGCAGCAGCAGCAGCAGCAAGAGGCAAAGCAACAGUACUGCUUCUGGGAGCAUCAGCGAGGCGUUUAGCGGCUGUCGCACCGCGUCUAGCUGCUGCAUUCUCGCGACGUGCAGCAGACGUUGCUCAGCAUUACGGCAUCGAGGUUGAUCCCAAGGCAAAACAGGGUCUAUGUGCUGGCUGUGGCGUUCCUUUGGUGCCAUUUCUGACAUCAUGCAUAUUUACGCGUCCCCUUCCCCGUGGGUCUUUUCGUCGCCGAAUGAAUCAGUGCACAAAAGAGCAUCUGAUGCUACAGCUUCAGGCAACGGUUCCUGGGGGCCAAGUUCCUCCCUAUGCUGUUGAGGCAGUCAGGCCUCUCGCCGUCUCCUCAUCUAUGGUGUCAGUGUGCAAACUGUGCGGCCACAAAGCCCAAACUCCCACUGGGCAGCUAAGACACAAGGGGAAGGCACAGCAGCAACAGCAGCAGUUGCAGCAGACCCUGCAGCAGCUGCCGCUGGACAGCGCGGCAAGAGGAUCAAAUUUCAACCAGCAGAAGAAGUCUCGAGAGAAGAGGAGAUCUACUUCACGACUUUUUGAUCAGCGUCAGCAGCGUCAGCAAUACCAGCAGCAUCAAACGAUGCAGCAGCUGAUACGUGGACAGUGCCUUGAGGAACAGCAUCAGCUACUCGAAGACCAGGAGCUGCAACAGCAGCAGCAGCCGCAGCGAAUAGAGCGUAACCACGUGAGGCACGAUGCUAUUUUUAAGCCUGGUGCCUGUGAAGCGAGGUCGAAUACACUGUCUGUUGUUGAAUGUACCGCAAUGCAUUCCGCGAAAUGGGAACCCAGAAGGAUCGCCGUGGACGAAGGCAGUAGGGAAAACAAGGACUAUUCCGGGAGCCCGUUGCCAGUUCCUCAGCCUUCGCAGUAUUCAGCAUUGUCAAGGACCCGCAGCUCACAAGAUAUUACUGAAGAAGAAGAAAAGGAUGGCUUUUUGGUCUCUGCUAGCACCGUCAGUAAAGCCGGGGAGGGAGAGAGAGUUACGAGGGUCUAUGAGCUACUUGCUGACCGUGAUUUUUAA